This is a messenger RNA of Penicillium waksmanii, 2175 nucleotides long. Its product is annotated as dynamin family protein. The transcript has 2 exons. The record is from RefSeq and is a predicted model, not a curated record. Gene Ontology annotation, molecular function: microtubule binding; GTPase activity; GTP binding. Lineage: Eukaryota; Fungi; Ascomycota; Eurotiomycetes; Eurotiales; Aspergillaceae. The coding region runs from base 1 to 2175 and encodes 724 amino acids. Gene Ontology annotation, cellular component: microtubule; cytoplasm; membrane.
AUGCCGGAUUCGUCCCAAGAUCAAGCCCUCAAAGGCUUACAGUCUUCCAAUGCAAAGAUCCUUUUUGAUAAAAUUGAUGAAUUGCGGACUAUCGGGGUAGGCGGCCUCGUGGAACUGCCGCAACUCAUCGUCUGUGGGAAACAAUCCAGUGGAAAGAGUUCCGUCCUGGAAGCGAUCUCUCGAGUUCGUUUUCCGACAAAGACCAAACUCUGUACCAGAUUUGCAACGGAGGUGAUAUUGCGCCGAAGUCCAGAGCCCAGAUUCAAAGUCUCAAUUGACCCAGGGGAAUCCCGAUCGGACGAGGAUAGAGAGCGGCUUCAGAAAUUUUGCUUGGAAGUCUUUCCCAAGGGAGACGAUGAUACCCCUUUCAAGGAUUUAGUCGAAAGGGCACAGGAAUGGAUGGGCAUUGACAGUGCCGUCGAAUCAUCCACAGGGUUCAGUGACGAUGUUCUCAAGGUUGAAAUCUCCGGCCCUGAAAAGCCUGAGCUCACCCUUGUCGAUUUACCAGGGCUUUAUGAGGCUAAAAGCAAAGAACAAACCACUGAAGGAAUCCAAUUUGUUCAAAAGAUUACUGAGAAAUACAUGCGUAACGAGCGCAGUAUCAUUCUCGCAGUUCUAAGCGCCAAAUUCAAUUAUGUCCAUCAGGAUAUUCUCGACAGAGCGGAGCAGGUCGACCCAGAGUUUAAAAGGGUCCUUGGUAUCGUCACAGCGCCUGACCUUAUGGCUUCAGGCUCUGAGGAAGAGGAUGAGUGGCUGGAGUAUAUCAGGAAUGAGAAAGAGCCGAAAUUAAAGUUGGGCUGGCAUGUACUGCGAAACAGAGCAUAUGCAGAGCGCAACAUUGACGACAACGAACGUGACAGGGAAGAGAAGGAGUUCUUCGAGACAGGUAAAUGGCCUAGUAUCUCUCGAGCGCAUGUGGGAAUCGAGAGCCUUAGACGCCGUCUGAGUGAUGUUCUUUUCGACCAAGUUCGUCGGAACUUCCCAGGAUUGGUUCGAGACAUCCAGGGCAAAAUAGCUAGUCACAAGCACAACCUCUCGAAUCUUGGGGCGCCAAGAUCCACUAUUCAGGAGCAGCGGUCAUUCCUUGUUGAUAUCAGCACGAAAUUCUCAAACAUUGUCACACAAGGCUUGACUGGGUUUUACAACCAUGACUUUUUCAAAGAGCUAGAAGAUGACGCACCCAUUCAUGAUAAUCGACGUCGACUGCGUGCCGUUAUUUGUCAGCUCAACGAAUAUUUCGUCGAUGUUAUAACGAUUCGCGGUUGUGGCCGGACAAUUAUUUAUGUUAACUCGGUGGAACCUCACUUCACGAAUCUCGGAAAGCCAGGAUUCAAGCAGUACAUGGACUGUUGGAUCCCCAAAAACGUCCAACUGAAAGUUCUUAUCGAGGAGACGAAGAAAAGCUUGGUAUUACAGAGGGGAAGUGAGAUGCCUGGUGAGCCCAAUUCACUUGUGGUGAGAGAGCUCUACCGUCAGCAGUCUUCCCCUUGGGAAAACAUCGCCAGGAUGCACAUCGAGACAGCCCAUGAUGCAGUGACCAAAUUCGUCUGUUCCGUGCUCAAGUAUCUCACUGACAGAAACACCUUUUCGGCGAUAUACAAGGAUAUAAUUGCGCCUGAGUUGGAAAAGCUCAAUUUCUCUGUGCUAGAAAAGCUUGAAGAGUUGACUUCCCACUCAAAAUAUGGCCACCCACUCCCAGUAAGAAGGGAAUACCUCGCUCGAAUCAUGAACGAACAGAGGCUUCGCCAACUUCAUGUACUGAAACAAAAGCUUGUUGAGAAUGGAACAGAACAACCGGGGCUGUUUAGUUUUGACCAAAUCGACACAGCCGCUCAUACAACAACACAUGGCGAUGAAGAUAUUCCCGCCAUGAAGAUCAUUGACCAAGUCGAAACAUACUACAACAUCUCUAUCACAACUUUCAUCGACAAUGUCGCAAUUCUUGCUAUUGAAAAUUGUCUUCUCCUUCCUCUUGAAAGGAUUUUCACCAGUUUAGCUGUUAGCAACAUGGACACGAAACAGAUCCGAUCGCUAGCCGAUGAGCCAGCACAUGUACAAAGCGACAGAGAAAGAUACACCAGCCAGCUUGAGAAACUAGAAGCCGGACUGAAGACUCUGAAUAUUCUCAACCGCGAGGAGUCAUCGUUGGCCACUCCAAUAGUCUUUGGUAAGUAG